AUGCGGAAGCAGUCUGUCCCGUCGAAACAGAUUUCGGGAGUCGGCGCGAAGGGGCCUGACCUGUGGGCAAACAGGGAAUGCGGGCCCGUAGUCCCAGAUAUAGGGAACGAUUGGUUAGAGAAGGGAGUCAUCGCUGGAUUCCGGGUGUGGCAACUGAUCUUCAUGAGCGGGGCGGGCGCAACUGUGAUAAUUGUAGUCAUGUGCUGCUUCAUGAAGUGCCGAGUUCCACGAACCAAACAGGAAAUCGAAGCAGAUUGCCUGCGCCGGGAUCUCACAGCCCAGUUUCGGAAGCAACUGAACAAGCUCCCCACAGAGGAUCUUUCCUUCCUGAAAUCAUUGGAGAAAGUCCGGGAAACAUUUGAACUCGAAGAAGAAAGACGAAAACGAGGUUCUUGGGAUUCACUGUUGGAAGACGGCCAGGACAUGACGGCGAAACGAAAAUUACGGAAAUUACUCCGACUCUUCCGAUUCAAAAAGAAAAAAAAGAGGAGGAUGCUGAGGGAGGGAACACCGAUGAGGUCAAGUCCGGGAACCGAUACAAUCAAUAUCAUCGUGAAUCUAGAGAAUCAAGCGAUUCUAGAGGGUGCCAUUCCCCCCAGAUAUUAG
Molecule: messenger RNA, 606 nt
Organism: Galendromus occidentalis (western predatory mite)
Lineage: Eukaryota; Metazoa; Arthropoda; Arachnida; Mesostigmata; Phytoseiidae
Product: transmembrane inner ear expressed protein
Exons: 5
Coding region: 1-606 (201 amino acids)
Source: RefSeq, a predicted model, not a curated record